AUGUUUGGGGGCGGGAGAUACUUCGGCCUUCGUGGUCAGAAGUUGACUCUGGCUAUCAAUAUCAUUGCUGGUCUUGACUUCCUCCUCUUCGGUUACGAUCAAGGUGUCAUGGGAGGGCUUCUCACCCUCGGAAGUUGGGUCAAACAGUUCCCCGAAAUCGAUACAGUAAACAACUCAGGCAACACGCAUAUCUCUACCAUCCAAGGUAUUUCCGUUGCCAGUUACAAUGUCGGCUGUUUCGUCGGUGCCGUCAUCACCAUUUUCAUCGGAGACAUCCUCGGCAGAAGGAAGAUGAUUUUCUUGGGCUCGUCGAUCAUGAUUGUCGGUGCCGUUCUGCAAGCUUCUGCAUUCACUCUGGCACAUUUGAUUGUCGGAAGAAUCAUUACUGGAUUUGGGAAUGGAAUGAAUACCUCGACGGUUCCUACCUGGGCAUCUGAGACGUCGAAGUCGCAUAAACGCGGGAAGAUGGUCAUGGUCGAAGGAGCUAUGAUUACGGGAGGGAUAGCACUAAGUUACUGGAUCGACUUUGGGUUCUCUUUCCUCGAGCCCAGCAGUGUGUCGUGGCGAUUCCCUAUUGCAUUCCAGAUCGUUUUCGCGGUCCUGUUACUCAUUUUCAUCAUGGAACUUCCGGAGUCCCCUCGAUGGCUCAUCCUCAAGGGAAACGAAGCCGAAGCUACAUCUGUCAUUUCGGCCUUAGCAGACCUUCCAGCCGACGACCAACUCGUUAAGGUCGAGUUCACCAUGAUCAAAGACACCGUCCUCGAAAUGAAAGAACAUGGAUGGGCGGACCUCUUUACCAUGGGACCGGAACGGCAAUUCCACCGCGUUGUUCUAGGUUACGUGAACCAAGUGUUUCAACAGAUCAGCGGAAUAAACCUGAUUACUUACUAUGCCGCAACCAUUUACGAAGAAUACAUUGGUCUCGGAGGAACAACAGCUCGCAUCCUCGCCGCAGCGAACGGAACCGAGUACUUCCUCGCAUCCUGGAUCGCCGUCUACACCAUCGAGCGGUUCGGCCGUCGGCAGCUCAUGCUCUUUGGCGCAGCAGGUAUGUCAGGAUCCAUGGCCUUGCUGGCUGGCAUGAACUACAUGUCUCAAGUCAACCGGGGUGGUUCGGCACCUGGUAUUAUCUCAGCCGUCAUGCUCUUCGUCUUCAAUACGUUCUUCGCUAUCGGUUGGCUGGGUAUGACUUGGCUGUAUCCGGCUGAGAUUGUGCCUCUGAAAAUCAGAGCUCCUGCCAAUGGGUUGAGCACGAGUGCGAAUUGGGCAUUUAAUUUCAUGGUUGUUAUGAUUACGCCGGUUUCGUUUACAUCGAUUGGGUAUCAGACUUAUAUCAUCUUUGCGGUCAUCAACGCAUUCAUCUUUCCUGUAGUCUACUUCUUCUACCCCGAGACAGCGUAUCGCUCUCUUGAAGAAAUCGACACGAUAUUCCGCAAGACGACGAAGGGAUGGAGGGGCUGGCUCGAUGUCGUGAAGACUGCGAGGAAUAAGCCGUUGAUAUAUGGGAAGCAUGGGGAGUUGUUGGUCGAUUAUGUUAAUACGGAGGAGCAUGCUGAGAGGGUGGGGAGCGUGGCGCAUCAGGGUGGUGUAAAGGGUGGGGAGGUGAGAGGGUUGGAAAAUGGUAAUGGGAGUGGUAAUGGGAGUCAGGAGUCGAGUGUGUUGGAGAAGGGAAGUGGUCAGGUAUAG
Cadophora gregata is the source of this 1686-nucleotide messenger RNA. RefSeq lists its product as uncharacterized. Gene Ontology annotation, cellular component: membrane. Lineage: Eukaryota; Fungi; Ascomycota; Leotiomycetes; Helotiales; Ploettnerulaceae. Gene Ontology annotation, biological process: carbohydrate transport; transmembrane transport. The transcript has 5 exons. The coding region runs from base 1 to 1686 and encodes 561 amino acids. The record is from RefSeq and is a predicted model, not a curated record. Gene Ontology annotation, molecular function: carbohydrate:proton symporter activity.